AAACAUGCUUUUCCUGUAGUUCCGCUGACAGUAAACAACCAAUGCAGUCCUCCCCACCACACACAGCCAAUAUCUGACAUCGACCAGCAAGUAGCGGGCCAGAACACUGCAUAUCCACCACUACUUCCAUCAGCGGCACCGAAACGGACAUGAACGGAGAGUGAAUGAGCAGAUAGGGAGCUCAGCUCACCUGUCAGAGCCGCGGCGAGGAUGGAGAACAUCGAGGAGCUCUCGCCUCUGCGGAUCACCUCCACAGUGCGAGCGCUCAGCUCCGCACUGCGAGGGAAGCGUGAACACGUUCAUGGCUCCAGCCGAGGGAAAAGCGACAGGAUGUUCCCCGAACCGGAGAAGCUCUGGUUCAAGGAGAGCAGCGCGAAAAACCUGCGGAACCGGGACUUCUUGUCCCCGAGCACGAUGCUCAACACGCUGUAUGCGGACGGACAGGUUCCUCCAGCGGUCAUGUCCCGAGUUCUGUCUCUCCGAGGUGGUGGGGUGCUUCCUGUGGCGGGUGGGGAGGUGAUGGGCGAGGGCUUGAGGCUGCGAGUGGACCGGGUUGCAGCUUUCAGGGCUGUCCUGGCAGGCGGAACCACCGAGUAUCUAAAGCCCUCGAGUCAGAGGGAGGGCUGUGUGGUCCUCAACUGUCCUGCGCUGCACCCUAAAUCCAACACACCCACUCCUGACACGCUCAAUCUGGGCCAGCUGAGAACUGUUCUGCUCGCUGACCACAUGGGGGCACUGUUGAGGAGACAAGGAUUUGAAGUUUACUUCUGCCCAACUCUUCCGGAGGACAGUGACGUCGCCGUCUUCCUCCAAGCUCUUGGCAUCGAUUGGCCGAGGGCUCCCGCUAACUGCGCUAAUGAUGAGCGGGAGGAGAAGAUCCAGAAAGCGCUAGAGAACUCUCCGUACAGAGAAAGGGGAACGGAGAGAGGCAGGAGGACCAGCGGGGGAGGAGGUAGAAAAGCUGCGGAGGAGGAGGAGAAUGAAGGAGGGCUCCGAAUUAAUUUGAAACAGGUUUUCCAAGAGGAGGGGCUGCUAGGGUAUGACCCCACCCUUGGCACCUGCAAAGUUCACAGAGACAGCGUUUCCCACCUGGCACAACUCGAUCUGUCCAUGGCCGACAUCACCGAAACCAUGGUAACAGUGCUACAUGUGACUUCUUGUCAGGAUGAGUUUCGCCAGCAGCAGAUAGCAGUGCUGUGGAGAGCCAGUGGAGCGACACACUCUCAAAGGCAUCUUGUGUGUGGGCCUGUGAAGACCCCUGGUUCUCACCUCACUGCUGCACAGUACCUACAGCUGAGAAAAGGUCAGAUGAAGGAGGCUUCAGAGAUGAAGUAUGGAGAUAAAGUAGAGGGUCAGACCUGGGAUGAUAUCAUCAAAGUCAUGACCUCCGCCACGGUCAGAUUUGAGCUGCUAUCAACAGUUCACACAAGCCCUGUGACGCUGGACGUCCAGAGGGAAGGGGGCGUGUCUACCAAAGGGCCGAGAGGAGGCGUGUUUGUGAUGUAUAACUGCGCCAGAUUGCACACUCUCUUCGACAGCUACGAGAGAGGAGUGGAGAAGGGUCUGUAUCCAGAAAUCCCUGAUGGGUCCCAGUUGGACUUCUCUGCUCUCAAAGAAGAGGGUGAGUGGCUUUUGCUCUUCAAUUAUCUUAUUCCUUUCUCGGAGCUGCUCGACCAAUCGGGACAGUCGUUAGAUUGUGAAGGAGGAGGAGCCAGAGUGAACAUUAAAACAGAACAGAUCUGUAAAUUUCUCGUCUCGCUCAGUAAAGACUUCAGCUCGUAUUACAACAGAGUCCAUGUGCUGGGGGAGCCAUUGCCUCACCUCUUCAACCAGAUGUUUUGUCGUCUCCAUCUGCUAAGAGCCCUGAGGGAGCUGUACCACAGAGCUCUGGAGACCCUUAACCUCCCCCCGAUCAGGCAGCUAUAGCCUCAACAUAACACCAUCAUCCUCACACUUUGCUUCACCCAGUCCGCCUUCUUUCCCAAACUCUUCCCUGUAUGUUGUGUAUCCGGCUGAGAGACUCGCUGUUACAGUUACUUGUAGGGUUUCUGCCCGUCAGUGUUGGUGGACUUACUGGAGCUGAUUAUUUUAUAAGUGUCACCGUAAGAUAGUUGCUCAGUUGCAGAGUUUUGACAGGAAUAAUUUGGCGUUUUGACUGUGUUGAUGGAUGUCAUUCUGACUCAGUCGAUUUUAUUUUUUUCUCUCCAUCUGUUUGGAGAUCAAUCAAAAUGAUCAAAGUAUUCCUUUAGAGUUUUCCAUCAGCACAUCUAGGACCAGAACCGUAACACCAGGAACAGGCUUUUGAUUUCUGAACUUGUUCUCAGAACAGCACUACUGACUCAAAAACACACUGAACCAAGCAGAUAUAGUGUGAUAUUUGUGCCAAAAAGUUAUGUUAUUAUGAAUCUAAAAGUCGACAGAUUUAGCUCUAAAACCUGCCUUAAUGUCUGCAUGUUUGCUUUUUGACCAAGAUUAACUCAAAUCAGAUGAAUUUUGUGUACUUUUAGGACAAAUUUGAUCAAUUUUCAACCUGGAGUAUUGAUAUUGGUGGAUGAUUUUACAUUUUUCUAAUUUACUACAGACUAAAAGUUUAAAUCAGAAUUUGUUCAGUCACAAAAAACUUUGUGACUGAACUACAUCCAGUUCAUUUUUUGCUGCGUCAACUGGAUGUAUUUAAAGUCUUAUGUUUGAAGUUGACGCCAAUGAAACUGGUUGUUAAAACUGUAGCUUUAAAGAAAUGCUGAGCCAAACUGAUUCUAAAUUCAGGUUGACGCCGUUCUUAAAAGUGGUGAGUACAUAGAGCGCUCUGCAUUUACGCUGUGCACGUAUUUAUUAGCACCACUGGCUUAGAAACCUGUAAGAAGAGUUCAUCUAUAGCAUACUACCAUAAGAUGAAACUGAAAAAAUGACAGAAAUCCAACCUUUCAUUAAGAUUAUUUAUUUAGUUAGUUGAGGAAAAACGUUCUAUGAGCCAUGAGCUCCUGCAGCUAGUGGUAGCAUGAAGUAAAGCAAGCUGCUCCUGCGAGAACCAAGCUGUUUACAAUUUAUAGUCAUAGCAAUGAUUCAAGAAGCUAAUAAAGCAAUUGGAGCUGUGAUGCACAAGGCUGGACCAAGACCAAGUUUAUCUCCCUGCCAAGGGAGAACGACGAUAAGGGAGGCAGAAAAAAAAACUUUCAAAGCUCAGGUUUGGGAGAAUUGCAGCUAUUUUUAUUAUCCCCUCCCCCCCCCCCAAAAAAAAAAAUUCAAAUGCAACUUUGUGGCAAAAGUUGAUAACUCGCUCGUUGACGUCAAAGAAGCUUGUUAAAGUAAAGUGGUUUCUGGAAAACUAAACCUUUUUUUUUCUGUUGGUACAGAAUCAUUCUUGUGUCGCCUCUUUAAAUCACCUCCACUUCCUUUAUGCCUGACUAAAGUUUACUGAUUCCAGUUCGUCUGUGUAUUUGUUCAUGCCAUAGAUAUAUUUAUUGUCGAUUAUUAAAAAAAAAAAUGGAUAUCUGUACAUUGUGUAUGUUAUGCACACAAGUCUUAAUCUAGAUGUGCUCCUGAAGGUGAAUCCCCCAUUAAAUCCCAUCUAUCCUGCUGGACAAAUCACAGCCGUUGGUAUUAUAUUGUAUAGUAAGUUAUUGACAAAAACCCUAGCAGAUAUUAGGUCAUCGUGCCACAAAGUUAGAAAAUAUAAGACAUAGCAUGGAAAUGUAUACGUAAAAGUCUUAUUUAUGGAUUUGGGAAGGGGAGACUUAAUCGCUGAACUUCUUUGUAUUAAACUGAUUAUUUUAUCAGUUUCUUUUUGUUUUUUUUGGUUUUUUUUACAUCUAGCGUACUUUUCAAAAUGAAACAAAAUUGGUGUUUUGUGAGCAAAUGCCAAACACAAACUCACAUUUAAAAGCAUGAUUUCUUUAUUUUGACCCAUGCAGACGUGUGGGACGUCUGUUUUACAGACUUUUGUUUGCCAAGAAAAGGUGACAUGAUUUUAUUUGCCACUGUAAUUGCAAACAGUAUUAAAGCAGAGGACAAGCAUAAA
Molecule: messenger RNA, 4018 nt
Organism: Poecilia reticulata (guppy)
Lineage: Eukaryota; Metazoa; Chordata; Actinopteri; Cyprinodontiformes; Poeciliidae
Gene: dalrd3
Product: DALR anticodon binding domain containing 3
Biological process (GO): tRNA C3-cytosine methylation; arginyl-tRNA aminoacylation
Molecular function (GO): arginine-tRNA ligase activity; tRNA binding; ATP binding
Source: RefSeq, a predicted model, not a curated record